GAAGGGGUGGGAAUCUGAGGAGGAGACUAUAUUUUUAUUAUUAUUUUUAAUUUUUUAAACAUUAUUUUCACCGUACAACGAGGACGCUCGGAAUUCACCGGCCUGACGGCUCCCGAGAGGGACCCGGGAAUUGUGCGGUCGCUUUUCUUCACCUGCUCUUUUUUUUUUUCUUUGUUUUGUUUUGUUUGUUUGUUUUGAUUGGGGGCUUUUUAUUUUUUAUUACUCUCCUUAUCCGUUUCCCGCUGAGCAGCGGCGGCGGCAGCAGCAGCAAUAUGGCUGGUGAUGGGUUUUUUGGGGGGCGCUGGCGGCGGGAGGAGCUCUCGGAAGCCCCUGCGCGCCCGGCUCGCUGUUAGCUAUGGCAAAUGGCAGCGGCGGCGGCUCCUACCCGGGCGGCAGCGGCGGCGGCGGCGGCAUUAGAAUGAGUAACAAUAUCAACGCCAACAAUCUCAACACAGACUCGUCCUCCUCCCCCGUCAAUGUGCCCAAGAUGGAUGCGCUCAUCAUCCCGGUGACCAUGGAGGUGCCCUGCGAUAGCCGCGGACAGCGCAUGUGGUGGGCUUUCCUCGCCUCAUCCAUGGUUACUUUCUUUGGGGGACUAUUUAUCAUCCUGCUGUGGAGGACCCUCAAGUACCUGUGGACUGUCUGCUGCCACUGCGGGGUCAAAAACAAGGAGGCCCAGAAGAUCAAUGGUGGUGGAGACACACAGGCAGAUGGAGCCUGCAAACCAACAGAUGAAAAAGAGGAGAAUGUGGCAGCAGAAGUGGGAUGGAUGACGUCUGUGAAGGAUUGGGCAGGAGUCAUGAUAUCUGCCCAGACAUUAACUGGCAGAGUACUUGUUGUCUUAGUCUUCGCUCUUAGUAUUGGUGCUCUUGUAAUAUACUUCAUAGAUUCAUCAAACCCAAUAGAAUCCUGCCAGAAUUUCUACAAAGAUUUCACAUUACAGAUCGACAUGGCUUUCAAUGUGUUCUUCCUACUCUACUUCGGCUUGCGUUUUAUAGCAGCCAAUGACAAGCUAUGGUUUUGGCUAGAAGUUAACUCAGUGGUAGAUUUCUUCACGGUCCCUCCAGUGUUUGUGUCAGUAUAUUUAAACAGAAGUUGGCUUGGUUUAAGAUUUUUAAGAGCCCUUAGACUGAUACAGUUUUCAGAAAUUUUGCAGUUUCUGAAUAUACUUAAAACAAGUAAUUCCAUCAAGCUAGUGAAUCUGUGCUCUAUAUUUAUCAGCACGUGGCUGACAGCAGCUGGGUUCAUACAUUUGGUGGAGAACUCAGGGGAUCCAUGGGAAAACUUCCAAAAUAAUCAACCGCUAACAUAUUGGGAAUGUGUUUAUUUACUGAUGGUUACAAUGUCCACUGUUGGCUAUGGAGAUGUUUAUGCAAAAACAACCCUUGGUCGCCUUUUCAUGGUCUUCUUCAUUCUUGGGGGAUUGGCCAUGUUUGCCAGCUACGUCCCUGAAAUCAUAGAGUUAAUAGGAAACCGCAAGAAAUAUGGUGGUUCCUAUAGUGCGGUUAGUGGAAGAAAGCACAUAGUUGUCUGUGGUCACAUAACACUUGAAAGCGUGUCCAACUUCCUGAAGGACUUCCUGCACAAGGAUAGGGAUGAUGUCAACGUAGAAAUCGUCUUUCUGCAUAAUAUCUCCCCUAACCUUGAGCUGGAAGCUCUUUUUAAACGACACUUCACUCAGGUGGAAUUUUAUCAGGGUUCAGUCCUUAAUCCCCAUGACCUGGCGAGAGUGAAGAUAGAGUCAGCAGAUGCGUGCCUAAUCCUUGCCAAUAAAUACUGCGCUGACCCAGAUGCUGAAGAUGCCUCCAAUAUUAUGAGAGUUAUUUCAAUAAAGAAUUAUCAUCCGAAGAUAAGAAUUAUCACUCAGAUGUUGCAGUAUCACAAUAAGGCCCAUCUGCUAAAUAUCCCAAGCUGGAACUGGAAAGAAGGGGAUGAUGCAAUCUGUCUUGCUGAGCUCAAGCUGGGUUUCAUAGCCCAGAGCUGCCUGGCACCAGGCCUUUCAACAAUGUUAGCCAACCUCUUCUCUAUGAGGUCAUUCAUAAAGAUUGAGGAGGAUACGUGGCAGAAAUACUACCUGGAAGGAGUUGCAAAUGAAAUGUAUACAGAAUAUCUGUCUAGUGCCUUUGUGGGUUUGUCCUUCCCUGCAGUUUGUGAACUGGUGUUUGCGAAACUAAAGCUCUUAAUGAUAGCCAUAGAAUACAAGUCGGAAAAACGCGAAAGCAGAAGCCGAAAGCGUAUAUUAAUCAAUCCUGGAAACCACGUCAAGAUUCAAGAAGGUACCUUAGGAUUCUUCAUUGCAAGUGAUGCCAAAGAAGUAAAAAGGGCAUAUUUUUACUGCAAGGCCUGUCAUGAUGACAUCACAGAUCCCAAACGGAUAAAAAAAUGUGGCUGCAAACGGCAAGUAAAGAAUGCAGCUAGAUCAAGUUACCCAAAAUGCUCAUAUCAAUUCAAGAAUGCAACUACUAAUGCAUUGGUUGAUGCCAAGUCCACUGAAGGAAUCCCGGAACCUGUUCCACUUGUUAAUAACCGUAAAGGGAGCCUCUUCCUACCCAACAACCCCUCGCUGCUGCACCUUAACUUACUGAGUUCUGUCGAACAAGGAAAAUCUACGUACUGUAGAUUGCAAAGGGCACUCAGCUUACCUGUAAAAUACCGCUGCCACUCCCAAAAGCCUGGGUUGAACCAAGAUCUCCUUGAAGAUGAGCAGCCGUCGACACUAUCACCCAAAAAAAAGCAGCGAAACGGAGGCAUGAGAAAUUCACCCAACUCCUCACCCAAGCUGAUGAGGCAUGACCCCUUGUUAAUUCCUGGCAACGAGCAGAUUGACAAUAUGGAUGCCAACGUGAAAAAAUAUGACUCUACAGGGAUGUUUCAUUGGUGUCCAGCCAAGGACAUUGAAAAGGUCAUUUUGACUCGAAGUGAAGCAGCGAUGACAGUUUUAAGUGGGCAUGUAGUCGUUUGCAUAUUUGGGGAUGUUAAAUCUGCUUUGAUUGGAUUAAGAAAUUUAGUGAUGCCAUUACGAGCCAGCAACUUUCACUACCAUGAACUCAAGCACAUUGUGUUUGUGGGUUCACUUGAAUACCUGAGAAGGGAAUGGGAGACACUGCAUAACUUCCCCAAGGUUUCAAUCUUGCCUGGUACGCCAUUAAGUCGGGCUGAUUUAAGGGCUGUCAACAUCAACCUCUGCGACAUGUGCGUUAUCCUGUCAGCCAAUCAGAAUAAUAUUGAUGAUGCUUCGCUGCAGGACAAGGAAUGCAUCUUGGCGUCACUCAACAUCAAAUCUAUGCAGUUUGAUGACAGCAUUGGGGUCUUGCAGGCUAAUUCCCAAGGCUUUACACCCCCUGGAAUGGAUAGGUCAUCUCCAGACAACAGUCCAGUCCAUGGCCUGUUACGUCAACCCUCCAUUACAACAGGAGCCAACAUCCCUAUUAUUACAGAGCUAGCUAAGCCUGGCAAACUUCUGCCUUUGGUUUCAAUCAGUCAGGAAAAAAACAGUGGAACCCACAUUCUUAUGAUAACUGAACUGGUAAAUGAUUCAAAUGUUCAGUUCUUGGACCAAGAUGAUGAUGAUGAUCCAGACACAGAACUGUAUCUCACGCAGCCCUUUGCGUGUGGAACCGCGUUUGCUGUCAGUGUACUGGACUCUCUCAUGAGCGCAACAUACUUCAAUGACAAUAUCCUCACACUGAUACGGACAUUGGUAACAGGAGGAGCCACACCAGAGCUGGAAGCACUGAUUGCUGAGGAAAAUGCAUUGAGAGGAGGUUACAGCACGCCCCAGACACUUGCAAACAGGGACAGGUGUCGAGUUGCUCAGUUGGCUUUGUAUGAUGGGCCGUUUGCAGACCUAGGGGAUGGAGGUUGUUAUGGAGAUCUAUUUUGUAAAGCACUGAAAACAUACAAUAUGCUUUGCUUUGGAAUUUAUCGAUUAAGGGAUGCACAUCUAAGUACUCCCAGCCAGUGCACUAAACGUUAUGUUAUCACAAACCCACCGUAUGAAUUUGAGCUUGUGCCGACAGACUUGAUCUUCUGUUUGAUGCAAUUUGACCACAACGCUGGCCAGUCCCGAGCCAGUCUUUCUCAUUCCUCCCAUUCCUCCUAUUCUUCCAGCAAGAAGAGCUCAUCAGUUCACUCUAUCCCAUCAACAGCAAAUCGACCGAACCGCACCAAGACCAGGGAUUCCCGGGAAAAACAGAAUGCAACAAGGAUGAAUAGAAUGGGCCAAGCAGAAAAGAAAUGGUUUACAGAUGAGCCGGAUAAUGCCUAUCCCAGAAACAUUCAAAUCAAGCCCAUGAGCACUCACAUGGCCAAUCAGAUCAAUCAAUAUAAAUCAACAAGCAGCUUGAUACCACCAAUCCGAGAAGUUGAAGAUGAAUGUUGACUCCUUCGAGGCCAGAACUAUUUUUUUAAAGCCUGACAAACUUCAUGAAUGGUGAUGUGACAUUUAUUCCUCUUACAUGCUGAACCACUGAUGGAGAAGUUAAGAAGGGCAAGCUUAAUGGGAAACUGAAGUAGACAGAUCUUUGUUUGUCUGCCUUUAAUAUUGCUUCCACGUAUUUUGGAAACUAUUUCAUUUAUAAAUGAACAUAAUCAAAGCUAGUCAUGUAUAGCCUCUAGCGUUUUAAAUUAUUUUUAUUUAUUAGAAAAAAAUAUAUUUUUUUCUUUUUUUUCAUUGUCAAGUAUUUUCCCUUAAAAAACCCUGCAUGUGUGGCCAGACUCCUAAGAAUUAAAAAAAAAAAAAAAAACAAGCAAGAAACCCCCAGUCUUUGGCUUAAAGGAGAAUGAUGGUCACAGUUAUAAGGAUGUGUAAUUAGGGAAGACAAAUGAUAUAUUUACAAAAAGGGAAAAAAAAGGUCCAAUUUGUAUUUUAGUAAAUCAAAAAAAAAAACCAAAAAAAAACCAAAAAAAAGAAAAACCCACCCUGCAACAAUUCACAAAAAUGUUUCUUUACUGGAAGAUGUGUAUUUUGUUCAGCAUCAACACCAGCUCUUAAUAAACUGAACUUAUUUAUUUUCAAAGUUGAAAGUCAUAUUUUUGUACAUGUAACAUUCUUUUGAAAUGUCCUUUGUUUUAUUAACAUACAUAGAUCAUCUUAAUUGCCAGUUAUGUGAGGGUCCAAUAACCCCCCACACACUGCGCCCUGCCCUGUCUCACGUGCACACACACACACAGAGGAACCCAGCAUCCUCAGUAACUCUCUGUAACACUGGCAUAGGGAAUGUCCCUGCCCUGAACCAAGGGCCCUGUAGAUAAGGUGCACUUGCUAUAAAUGGCAAAUCUGGCAAUUUUGCUUCACUUCCCAUUAGCCAUCAGCAGUUGCUAAUUUCAGGAAGGCAGGUUUGGCAAUUCUUCUUUUGCCAUGUAUUGCGGUGCUUUCAUCCAGACUACAUAAAAUAGCGCAUGGAAGCGUAAGUUAUAAACUGUCUCAUCUACCAUAUUUUGUUACUUCUUUACUUCAAAAGUGCUGAUGGCCUUUCAUUGGUCUGAUUUGGUUCAAAUGCUUCCUGAUACAUAUAGAGAUUUAGCUCCAGCUCCUUGCACUUUGGUGAUAGCUCAUACCUUACUAAAGGACACACUGAAUCUCCUUUUGGGGAAUUCAGAUCAGGAUAAAAACUGGUUUAGCCUCAGCUCUAUAAUCGUGCAACAUGCUGUCCUCAGUUAAUUCUUGCACCAAGCAACAUCUUACUUUAGCAGUUGAUUUUUUUGGUUUUGUCUUGGUUUUAUCCCUCUAAUUUAUUUUCACUUUGCUGGGACACCACACAUAAAAGUACAGUAAUAACCAAAUCAAAAUAAUAAAAAUAAUGAAUGUAUUUAUUAUGAUAACAUGCAAAAGGCCUUUGAUGGGUGCCUUUUGUGUCAGCAGUUUCACAAAGUUGCCAACAAGCUUUAUAGCCAUCAGACAAAAAUGUGAUGUUUCAUAUCUGUGCUGCAGUACCUAUCCACCCAAGCAUUUAUGUUCUAAAUGAUUUAGUAACUCUCUCUAUCUCAAAGAAGCAACAUCUGACACAAUUGUAUGAAGAAAAACAAAAAGAAAAGGCUGUGCUGAUAAGGAAACAAAAACCAAAAACCCAAAACAGAGUCAUCAGGAAAGGCAGAUUUUCAUUGUGCAAGUUAACUUUAGGCUUUGUAAUUUUGCAGAAUUGUUAAACACCACAAUAAAACAUACUGUGGUAUUUUUAUCAGUAGAGAAAUAUCAGUGAAUCAAACAAAUACAAAGCAGAUGAUGAAUUUAUUGUGAAAACAAUGAUGUCCACUAUAUAAUCCAACAUUUAAGCCAAUCUAUUCAGCUUUAAUGUUUGUCCACUGGCUGCAGUACAAGUAUAACCAUACUAACACCUAAUAGGCUUUAUUCUGGAGUGACUUCUUGGACUGUGACUAUUUUGUUGUUACAUUUGUAGAAUAGCUAUUUAAAGACAAUAACAAGAAUUGUUAAUACAGUAUCUGUAAAAUUGGAUUGUUUAAAAUAUUUCACUCUCCUACAAAGUAAAAAAACAGUUCAAGCAGUUUUUCAUAGUUAUUUAGACCAUGUUUAACACAUUUCACAGUCCCCAAAAGAGAAGAUAAUUCCAGUGAGUUCUUCCGAUCUAUGCUGCGUCAGCUAGUGACACAUUAUAAUUUACAUCCAGUUUCUGCGUUGGGUCACGUUAAGCCUUUUCUUUGAAGUCAGUGCUCCUUUUUCAUUUAUGAACUCCAUAUUAUAACCAGAAUGGAAAAGCUGGUUCUGAGUACAGGAGAAUUUUAGAAAUUUGUGCUCAACCUCACCAAGUACAUGUGAAUUCUUUUUUUUUUCUUAGAAGACUGGUAUUUAAUGUAGAGGCAUAGAAUAUUAUAUCUUAUACUUUAUCAUACACAGUGCCAUUUCUGAGUGUCUUUCCUUCAGAAGUGAGCAUUCCCUGAAUAAAACAUACUAGUGAAAGAAAUACGACACUCCUGCAUAGCUAAAGGGGGUGUGUGUGUGUGUUUCUCUGUCCAGUUUAACUGUCACACCCAAAAAUACCACGCUACCAACUGUAUAUAAAUAAAGGACAAGAUCUGAACACACUCACGCACUCUCCUGGCACAGACAGUUCCAUAUGUAGUGAUAGAUAGAACACCACCUGUAGAGAGCAAACAAGACACAGAGAAACAGGUAGAGUUAUGACUUUACAUUUCCCAUUUACAGAAAAGCUAAAAACAAUAGUCUUUUCUUACUCCUAUGUUUGAUGAUCAAAGAUGUAGGAUUAACUUCUGACAAUUAGAUGGAAGAACAUGUAGAAAACCUGUUGGGGAUCUUUGAUAUUCAGCCAUUCAAAACUACAAUAAGGCCAGCACCAAUAUGUGGAUAUAUGAAGUUACAUUAAAGCUGGGAAAAGGCUGGGAAAGGGGCCUAAGUGACAACUGACAGACCACAUGAUGACUGAUGUAGAAAUAAGUUCUUGAUCUUUAUUAAUAAUUCUUACUCCUUUCUGAAAAGGCAAAAAGAAAAGGGCAGGGGGGAGGAAUUUCAGCUUUUUCAAUAAUUGCAUGCACUAUUGAUACAGGCUAUACAAUUGUUUUUUGGUAACUCAUGUAUUGGAUAGAUAGUGUGUCCCUGUGUGUGUGUGUGUUUGCAUAUAUGCAUGUCCACACAUACACAUAUAUGUAGACAUACACACAUAUAUAUAUGGGGGUAUAUAUGUAUUUGACUGAGUCAUCGUAAGGGGUUCGACAUCAUUUUUAUUGUCCAUGCAUUGGGGUGAAGAAAGACACAAAAAGAAGAAAAUAUGGGGCUAAUAGAGUAGCACAUGGAGGAGUUGUAUCUGCUGUUUCCUCCUGGUUUGACCAAAAAGCAGCCAUUCCUGUUAGCUUUAUGAGGGAUGCACUGUAAGUACACUGCAGGCACACACACCCCCUCCACUGCUGCAGCAGGCGUGUGCUCCUCGCACCCAUGCACUUGCAAGCUCCCACGUUGCCAGAAAGUCUGCUGUCUCUCUCUGUUUCAUGGCUGUUAUUUUAAUUUGUCCCCAUGAAACACUAAGAUGAAAGGAUAAAACUGUCCUCUAAUACAUUUGGUGGCAAGUGCCAAGCACAGCAAAAGUUAAGCUAUAAAGAAGAUAUUCAUAGUCUAAAUACAAUUUUUUAAGGCCUCUAUCUGAUUGUCUUACUGCUGUAAGAAAUGUAAACAUUUCCUCGUAGUUUUUGAAAAUGUACUAAAACUGUCACUUCCAUGUUAACAGCUUAUCUUUCAAAUCAGCAUCAAUGGCCAAACAGUAGGAAAUACAUGUGACAGAAAGUACAGACCCCUUGAUCUGGGCCAGGCAUGGUCACUUGGAUAUGAAAAGACUUAAUUGGCCUCAGCAAACGUGGAAAAGGGCAAAUGUAGUUUGCAUGCACUGCACAAGGGACACUACAAAUUAUUUUGGUUGUUGGGUGGUGGUGAGUAUUAUUGUUGGAUAUUUUUGGCCUCUAUAAGGAAGAUUUCUCAUUUCUUGAUCUCUUCAUAUAGCAGGAGAAGGAGAAAGUGCAAUAGUGUGUUCUCAUUCAGGGAGGACUGGUUUUGUUGGGGUGUGGGUGUGAAUGUGUGUGUUUGUGUGUAAACUACAUCUAACGUCUACUGCAAUAACUGGGUGCAUAAACUAAUGCAUGACAAAAAAAAGCAAUAAUUUACAAAUGGGUUAUUGUUCAUGUUAUCACUACUUGAUCACUCAGCAGCCAAUUCAUAAUCAUGUUAGCACCUGCCCUGGUCUAGCUGACUCACAUGGCUCAAGCUCAAACACUGAGCAGGUGCUUAAAUUAUUUUAUCAAGAAGUGAAUUCCUAAGGGCUCCUGGAUCCCAAUGUAUUUGAAAUGAACACAAAUUGAGGUCGGGGUGUGUGUGUAUGUGUGGUUGUUUUUUUUUUUACAACUGUUAUCAUUGUGAAUUCCUUUAGCACCAAAAGAAGUGUGUAUCUCACCUUUCAUUUCUAGUUUUAAAUGUGCUUAAACGAAAUAACCAAGUGUGUGAAAGGCGAUGAACAAGACAAAGUGAAAACAGAAAUCCGUUCCCUGUGUUACAGUGGUUUAGUCUGGGAAUAUCUGUCAAAAUCAAUGGCAAAUGCAUAAAAAAAUUCAGAGGAAAGGAGAGCUCUCUAUAUUAUUUCUGUUGCUUUCCAUUCUGUGCCAUCUGAACCACCAAAAUCCCCAACAUACAAACAAUCACCUUUUUAAUUUAGUUUUUUUUUUUUAAUUCUAAAGAUCCUUGAACAAUCACAGCCUUAAGGGAAAGUUUUUUUAAAAACUCAUUAUAUAUGCACACCAAGUAUUCUAAUAUUCCAUUAGUAGGCCUAAUAUUUGUAGUACUUUUAUCCUGAGCAAUAGUAGUGGGUGUGGGUUACAGCCCCCAUCUGAAAUAAUGAAAGGAAUGGAGUAGCUGUUCCACUGUGGUCGCUGCCUAGGAAGGUACAUAGGCCUAUAGUACUGAUAAGUCUGUCCCAGCGUUUAUCAAAGCUAUAUUUAUACAAGUAAUGUAUCUUCUUCUGCACAGAUUUUCCCUGCUAUAGAACAUGCAGCUACAUUGAAACUGUAUAGUCUCUGUGCAGUAGUCUAUAUAACCAAGUAAUUCACUGAAGUGAAUAGCUAGGACUGCUGGUCUAAUUUAUCUGUUCUAUACAAUGGUGUGUUACUGUUAACUGUCAAAAUGAGAAGGGGUAAGGAAAAUGAAGAAAAUAUAAAAUAUAAGGUGUUUCUUUUAUUAUUUUGGGUCUAAUUUAGAACAAUAAGUAAGAAGCUAAACACAGUAAUGCUGCAUCUAACUAGAACCUUAAUGAGAUUGAAAGAGGGCUUCUUACCGCUUCAGUCAAUGUAUCUUAGAGGAGAUCUCUAUAACUUAAAAGAAAAAAAAACACAAAAAAACAACCCAGAACACAGCAUAUAGGCAGUUGAAUACCUGUAAUAGAAAACAUAGAUUUUUCCAGAAACAAAAAAUGUUUUGUUGACUCGACAAUAACUAACAGGAGCCACAUUAGAGUGCAAGCAGAAGUUAUCUCAAACAGUUAAGAAAUGCUGCUUCUGCCAUGGUAUAGCUUGGAACACAUGAGCUUAGCCAAUGCAAAUAACCUAACUUCUGGAAAAAAAAAAAAUUGAUAUAACUCUAACUUUCACAUUUCUGUAGAGUUCAAGACUGAUGAAGUAAUUUUCUUCCUUCAGGAAAACACACACACGUAAACACAUAUAUACAAUAUAUUUUGAUUGUUUCAUAUGUCUAGUUAUAAUUUGAGAGUGACGAUGCAAGGAGGUACAUUGAGAACCAGCUACCAUUUUAAGGUAAAAGUUCAUCAAGAAAAAGGAGUAUGACUUCAUCAUUUUACUUUUACCAUUAUGGGUUGGUGAGAGAGAACAAAUGCUGGUGCUCAGAAAUGAUCUACCUGACUUUGUCAUAUGUAAUAUCCAGUGAUAAAAAUAUUGUCCUGUAAAAAGGGUUUGUACAUAACUUGUACAUGGUUUCAUUUUGUAUUUUUCUCAGAUUAAAAUUUAUGUAUUUGUGUUCUAAAA
Messenger RNA from Neopelma chrysocephalum (saffron-crested tyrant-manakin), 10488 nucleotides. RefSeq names its product potassium calcium-activated channel subfamily M alpha 1 (gene KCNMA1). The transcript has 32 exons. Lineage: Eukaryota; Metazoa; Chordata; Aves; Passeriformes; Pipridae. The record is from RefSeq and is a predicted model, not a curated record. Gene Ontology annotation, cellular component: postsynaptic membrane. Gene Ontology annotation, biological process: transmembrane transport; potassium ion transport. Gene Ontology annotation, molecular function: large conductance calcium-activated potassium channel activity. Bases 356 to 4381 code for a protein of 1341 amino acids.